Messenger RNA from Drosophila simulans, 5028 nucleotides. RefSeq lists its product as uncharacterized. Lineage: Eukaryota; Metazoa; Arthropoda; Insecta; Diptera; Drosophilidae. Gene Ontology annotation, biological process: proteolysis; DNA integration. Bases 1 to 5028 code for a protein of 1675 amino acids. Gene Ontology annotation, molecular function: aspartic-type endopeptidase activity; nucleic acid binding; zinc ion binding. The record is from RefSeq and is a predicted model, not a curated record. The transcript is spliced from 2 exons.
AUGGCAGCCACUUACGCCGAUGAUACUGCGUUCCUAACAACAGCAUAUAACCCAGCAGAGGCCUCCCAGACUAUGCAGGAGCAACUAGAUCUACUGAACACGUGGCACAAGAGAUGGAAUAUAUCGGUAAACAGCGACAAGUCAACCGCCACUACCUUCGCAACUCGGCGCGGCACUUGCCCUCCAGUCAGUCUCAACGGGUCCCCAAUCCCAGAGGUAGCCAAUCCAAAUUAUCUUGGCUUUAAACUGGACAGGAGACUUACAUGGAGACCACACCUGCUAAAGAAGCGGAAACAGGCGGAGAACCGAGUCCGUGAAUUCUACUGGCUGAUGGGCAGACGAUCUAAGCUACCGACUUCCACUAAGCUCCUUAUCUACAAAGCGAUUAUGAGGCCAAUCUGGACGUAUGGCAUUCAACUGUGGGGCAUUGCAUCGAAAUGUAACAUCAACAUUAUCCAGACCUUCGAAAACAAAACGCUCCGCACCGCCACCAACGCUCAUUCUUUCCACGAUAAUGCCACUAUCCACGAGGUCCUCAGCUUCCCCUGGGUGAAGGAUGAGAUUAAGAAAAGCAGCAGGCAUUUCAUGAGCCUUCCGAGUGCUAUAAAUUCAAAUAUCGGCACAGUGCGGAAAAUUGCCGAUGGUGCAGACGAAGUUAUUCGUGGUCUACGAGCUCUUAAUUGCGAAGAAAGGGAUCCCUGGCUAAUUUUCAUUUUACUUUCAAAAUUAGAUAGCGAUACCCGCCAAGCCUGGGCUCAGUGCGCAGAAUCCGAGGAAAAAGGUGUGACCAUCAACCGAUUCUUGAAAUUUCUCACAUCACGCUGCGAUACGUUGGAGGCUUUUAAAUUAACUCGAUCAACCCAAGCUCGACGCGCAGCUACCGCGCACCACGCAGACACGCAUCCAAGACGGGAAGAGCCGAAGUGCACAUCGUGCAAGCAGAAUCACCAACUGUUUAAGUGUCCUCAAUUCAUCGCACUCGACAUUGCAUCUCGCCAAGACUUCCUCAAAGAAAGAAGAAAGCUCUGUUUUAAUUGCCUCAGCCCGGGUCAUAUGAUGGGCAACUGUACAUCGAGGCAUACUUGUCGGAUCUGCCGCCGCAAGCAUCAUACUUUGGUUCAUGGCUCGUCGCAGCCAAUUCAAAAUGGCAACAACAUUGACACAGCAAGUGUUGACAGCCGCGAUCGACCAGCAGUCUCACAUGCGGGAUCUACAAUUGGCCACAAUCAACCGCUAGCUCGAGAAGGUCAUCGCUUGGGAAGCGAGACUCCCGCGGAAACAACUUUACGCAUCAUACUCUGGAGAAUAUUCCGGCGGCUGGUUCUUGCCAUCCUUGCCGACGUCAUCGACGCCUGGGGAAACACUACAACCUGUAGGCUGCUCCUGGACACUGGAUCUACAAUAACCUUGGCAUCGGAAUCAUUUGUUCAGCGAAUAGGCGUGCGUCGAACGCACGCACGGAUUUCUAUUCUCGGUCUCGCCGCCAACAGCGCGGGCGUUACCCGAGGACGCGCACAUAUCAAGCUGCGCUCUCGUCAUUCGGGCCAAACUGUCGAAUUGGUCUCGUUCAUUCUCAACUCGCUGACGUCAUCACUUCCUGCCCAUGUUAUUGACACCUCAUCCUCUACGUGGAGGCAAAUCUGCGAGCUUCCUUUGGCAGACCCAACGUUCUGCACACCUGGAGCAAUCGAUGUCAUUGUUGGAUCGGAUCAACUUUGGUCUCUAUACACAGGAGAUCGGAAACUCUUUCGUAACGACUUUCCUAUCGCUCUCAAUACUGUAUUUGGUUGGAUUCUUGCAGGCUCUUACUCUGCAUUCGAUGAUCACCCUACUUCUGCGGUUACUCAUCACGCGGACCUAGACACGAUGGUUCGUUCAUUCAUGGAGAUGGACAGCAUUCAGCCUAACCAGGCUCUCCUGGACGCCAGCGAUCCCACAGAGCGUCAUUUUGCUGCCACACACAAGCGCUCGACGGACGGGGUGUACGUCGUCGAGUAUCCCUUCAAGGAGAAGGCACCGCCUAUUGAUUCGACCUUGCCACAGGCCAUCAAUCGCUUCUUCUCGCUGGAACGCGAAUUUCGUCGGUAUCCAGAAUUGAAGCAGCAGUACGAAGCUUUCCUAGACGACUACUUGCAACGUGGACAUAUGGAACAACUGACCUCGGCUCAGGUUGAGGAGUCCCCAGACACCUGCUUCUAUUUGCCGCACCACGCUGUCAUCAAACUGGACAGUCUGACUACCAAAUGUCGUGUAGUUUUUGAUGGAUCAGGAAAGGGCAGCUCUGGAGUAUCGCUCAAUGACAGACUACAUAUUGGUCCACCGAUUCAACGCGAUCUUCUUGGCGUUUGUCUACGCUUCCGGCAGCACCAAUAUGUUUUAUGCGCAGAUGUCGAAAAGAAGUUUCGAGGCAUUAAAAUCUUUAAGCCACACACCAAUUUUCAGCGCAUUGUUUGGCGCACGACUGAGAAUGAACCUCUGCUUCAUUUUCGCCUGCUGACGGUUACCUACGGAUUGGCACCGUCACCAUUUCUGGCUGUUCGAGUUCUAAAGCAACUUGCCGACGAUCAUGGCCAUGAAUACCCUGCAGCAGCUCACGCUCUUCUGCACGAUGCCUAUGUGGACGAUAUCCCUACAGGCGCCAACACAUUCGAGAAGCUUAUGAUUCUCAAGGACGAGCUUAUAGCCCUCUUGGAUAAGGGAAAAUUCAAGCUACGCAAAUGGAGUUCUAAUAGUUGGCGUCUUCUGAAAUCAUUACCAGAUGAAGAUAGAUGUUUUGAACCUAUCCAGCUCCUCAACAAAUCAGCUGCGGAUUCACCUGUCAAAGUUCUUGGAAUCCAAUGGAACCCUGGGAAGGACGUUCUGUAUCUCAACCUAAAGGGAUGCGAUGCGACCAUUUCUCCGACGAAAAGAGAACUCUUGUCUCAGCUAUCAAGAAUUUAUGAUCCGCUUGGACUGGUAGCACCGGUCACAGUUCUACUCAAGCUAAUCUUCCAAGAAAGCUGGACAAGUGUCCUGCAGUGGGACGACCCCAUUCCUGAAAGUCUACGUAAGCGCUGGAGAGCCUUAGUAGAGGAUUUGCCAGCACUUACGCAAUGCCAAGUACCACGGUAUAUUGCGUCACCAUUUCGAGAUGUUCAACUACACGGAUUCGCCGACGCAUCCUCGCACGCCUACUGUGCGGUAGUUUACGCUCGAGUUGCAGUUGGAUGCAGCUUUCAAGUAACUCAGCUUGCCGCCAAAACACGGGUGGCCCCCGUGCCCGUAUCAAUUCCACGUUUGGAGCUAAACGCUGCGUUACUUCUAUCUCGAUUGCUUUCUAUUGUCAAAACAUCACUAACAAUUCCUCUUUUCAGCACGAGCUGCUGGACAGAUUCAGAAAUUGUGCUACACUGGCUUUCAGCUCCCCCUCGACGGUGGAACACCUACGUCUGCAACCGAACUUCUGAGAUAUUGAGCGACUUUCCCCGUAGCUGCUGGAACCAUGUUCGCACGGAAGAGAAUCCUGCAGAUUGUGCUGUGUCAAAGCUUCUGGAGCAUCGACUGUGGUGGUAUGGUGAUGAAAGUAUACACGAGUUCCUCAUCCACAAAUUCUCAACCUGGACGCGUCUUAUAAAGGUAUCUAGCUACUGUCAUCGCAUUAUUCGCACUCUUCGAUCCCAUCAUAGGAAUUCGGCACCAUUCCUUACGUCUGAAGAGUUGCUGGACGCACAGCGCCGACUUAUUCGACAUGUGCAACAAAAAUCCUUUGCCAGAGAAUAUGCGCAGCUAGAGAAUCGACGCCAGCUUAACGCUAAAUCGCAUCUUAUCCGGUUUUCUCCGUUUCUGGAUGAUUAUGGAGUAAUGCGAGUCGGUGGGAGAAUCGAGCAAUCUACACUCAACUACAACGCCAAGCACCCGAUUCUGAUACCUAAAGAUACACCACUAGCUGGACUGCUGGUUCGACAUUUUCAUGUCUCCUAUCUGCACACUGGAGUUGAUGCAACGUUCACCAAUCUUCGUCAGCAGUACUGGAUUAUGGGAGCCCGCAAUCUCGUCAGAAAGGCAGGCUUCCAAUGCAAAUCCUGUUUUCUUCAACGAAAGGGCACAAGCAACCAGAUCAUGGGAGAGCUACCAAUUCCUCGAGUUCAAGCUUGGCUGGACUACGCUGGACCGAUCGCAAUCAAGGAAUCAAAGGGAAGAACUCCACGCAUCGGAAAGGCAUGGUUUUCUAUUUUCGUGUGCCUCACUACAAAGGCACUUCACAUCGAGGUUGUUAGUGAGCUAACUACACAGGCUUUCAUCGCAGCCUUUCAACGAUUCAUUCCCCGCCGAGCGAAGCCUACUGACUUGUAUUCGGACAAUGGAACUACAUUUCAUGGAGGCAAGCAAACUUUGGAUGACAUGAGACGUCUGGCCAUUCAACAAGCCAAAGAUGAGGAACUAGCAGGAUUCUUUGCCAAUGAAGGGAUUUCUUGGCACUUUAUACCCCCGUCUGCUCACCAUUUUGGAGGGAUGUGGGAAGCUGGAAUUCGCUCAAUUAAACUCCAUAUGAAACGGAUACUUGGAUCAAAGGCUUUAACGUUUGAGGAGCUCCCUACUGUCCUGACCCAAAUUGAAGCUAUCCUGAAUUCACGCCCGCUGUGCCCAACUGGGGAUAAUUCUUUGGAUCCACUGACGCCUGCUCAUUUUCUGACUGGAUCUCCGUAUACUGCAUUGCCUGAACCCUGUCGUCUGGAUAUGCAAGUCAAUCGAUUGGAGAGGUGGAAUCAGCUGCAAGCUAUGGUUCAAGGCUUUUGGAAAAGGUGGCAUAUGGAAUACCUGACAUCUCUUCAUGAGCGGACAAAGUGGCAUCUGGAAACCGAGAAUCUGAAGAUCGACACACUGGUAGUACUCAAGGAGCCCAAUCUACCGCCCUCUAAACAGAUUCUUGGCCGCAUCACCGCAGUGCACGCAGGAAUCGACAACAAGGUCCGAGUCGUUACAGUGAAGACUGCUCACGGAUUAUACAAACGCCCAAUUGCCAAAAUCGCUGUACUGCCUCUCUGCUGA